Molecule: messenger RNA, 2390 nt
Organism: Blastomyces dermatitidis ER-3
Lineage: Eukaryota; Fungi; Ascomycota; Eurotiomycetes; Onygenales; Ajellomycetaceae
Product: oxidoreductase
Exons: 3
Coding region: 861-1913 (350 amino acids)
Molecular function (GO): oxidoreductase activity, acting on the CH-CH group of donors, NAD or NADP as acceptor
Source: RefSeq, a predicted model, not a curated record
UGAUAUUUUAAGUAACACAUUUAGGGCCGGAUUUACCGUCGUCACGGACUUCGUGCGUAGUUAGGCUACUUCUGUAUUAAAAUCAAAAAUGACUAUGGCGGACAAAUUAUCCAACCGACUACCUACGAGCCUACGAUAAGUUGCUAUAAGUUGCUACUGAAUUUCCCAAUCAGGAAAAGGAAACAUUCGGCCCGGAGUUAAAAUAUUGCAUUUAACUUUCGGACUCCGCUAUUCUGCUGCAAGUUUUUUUCCCAAGUACUACAAGAUCAACUUAACCCAGCCAUUGAUUAUUAAACUGAGCCGCAACGCGCUGUAAGAUAAUAAUAUAUACACAACCUUCAUCAGCACGACGACAAGGGGUUACGAGGAUAUUUUUUGCGUAUGAGCGGUUUCGUGCGAGUGGGCACGGCAAACCCACCGCCACAACUCAAACUUCUGGGAGAUUAGGCCGAGGCAACACUGCUGCAGAAGCGGGAUAUGUGGGUUGAGCAGCAACACAUCCUGAUGUCAUCGAGUUCUUUGGCAAUCCACGGGUGGCCAUUUGGAGAGCAUGGCAUAGAGAUAUAUAUUGUUGAUUUAGAGACAACGAACCUUUGAUCUCUGUUGUUGGUACAGUUAAAAUAUUGGUCUUUUCUGAGGACUUACCCACCCAUGUACGUGUGGAAACAUAUUUUGCAAAAUUCCAAGUAUAAAAGGAACCAAAUCUCCCAUCAAUUGAGUUCAGACUCUUCACAUAAAUAUCCCUCUUCAUCCCACCUAAAAAUCGCUUUCCAUCUACCACAGAUAGCUCCUCUAGUACUUAGGAACACAACGCUCUCACAUUCAUAAUUCCCCACCAAACACAAACAAAAGCAUACAACAUGGCUCCCCAAAACAAAGCCCUCUGCUUCUCCAAAGUCCCAACCGAAUACCCUGUGCCGGGCGAGCACCUAACCAUCCAAACGGUCACAACGGACCCCUCCGCCCCCGCCCCAGAAAAUGGCAUCACCGUUCAAUCUCUCUACACCAGUUUCGACCCUUACAUGCGUGGCCGUAUGCGUGAUCCUGGCACCAAAUCAUACUCUCCAGCCUUCGACUUAGGAAAGCCUAUAUACAGCCGCUCCAUCGCUAAGGUUCUCGCGUCCAACGACAGCAAGUACAAGCCAGGCGACCUCGUCGUCGGUUUCCUGCCCGUACAGGAAUACGUCGCCCUGCCCCCCGCGGCCCUGGCAACCGUACAGCCGCUCGACAACCCCCUAGGCCUCGAGGAUAUCCGCGUCUUCCUAGGCCCGCUCGGGAUGCCCGGACUGACGGCGUACUCAUCUCUCAUGGAAAUCGGCAAGCCGGUCAAGGGCGAGACGAUCUUCAUCUCCGCCGCGUCGGGUGCGGUGGGACAGGUCGUGGGCCAGUUGGCGAAGCACCUGGGUCUGAAGGUGAUUGGCAGCGUUGGCUCAGAUGCCAAGUUGGAUUACAUCCUGAAGGAACUGGGCUUUGACGGUGGCUUCAACUACAAGAAGGAGAAGCCGUGCGAUGCUCUGGCGCGACUUGCGCCGGAGGGGAUCGAUAUUUACUAUGAGAACGUGGGCGGGGAGCAUCUCGAGGCAGCGAUCGAUGCGAUGAAGGAUUUCGGCCGUAUUGUUGCCUGUGGCAUGAUUUCGCAGUACAACCUGAAGCCACAGGACAGGUACGGGGUUAAGAAUAUCUUUAUGGUUGUUUCGAAGAGGAUUACUAUGCGUGGGUUUAUUGUUGGAGAUAAAGGGAUGGGUGAUAAGUGGGCGAAGGAGCAUAUGGAGACAGUCUCGCGGUGGAUUAAGGAGGGCUCGUUCAAGCCCGUCAUUGCCGAGACGGUGGGCAUUGAUAACGCAGCGGCGGGCCUGGCGGGCAUCUUCCGUGGGGAGAACUUUGGAAAGGCCGUCUUGAAGUUCCAGAAGUGAUCAUUAGACCUUUUCGGAAGCCAAGAUUUAAGUAGAUGAUUGUCAAUCGGAGGCAUUGUUUCAGAGUAAUGUUAUUUUAUUGCUCCCAGCUGGCGAAAAAUGACCGGCGUGGUUGGCUGCAUGCAGGAUGAAAAUCCAUUUUGAAGAUCUUAACUUAAAGCAUCAUAACUAGUUGGCUUAAUUAAUAAUGAUUCUCAUUCGUUGCAUAUCAACCAAAUGUAUAGUACUGUACAAGCAUUGUCCAAAUAAUGGGCGUUGUUUAUGGAGUAGAGCUGCUCAUGAGAGGGUAGACAAAGCCAUAGUUACUAGCAAAUUCGGAAUUUCUUUCGGGCAAUAGGGAUGAGAAACCCACUUAUUAAAUUCUGUCAUUUCCGCCUCUCCCCACCCAUAUCAAUCCACAAAACAACAACUCUCUCUCCAACUCCCCGUUGACUUGGUAAUACGUAUGUAAGUAACUCGGCUUAGCUUAGUUCUCCC